CUCAGAAUAAAUCUUGGAACAGACAGAGAGUUUGUACAGCCCUGAUGGUUCACUCCCCUGCGUAUGAACACCAAGAGCUUUCUCCACAAACCCCAGCAAUUGCCCCGGCUAACGUGAGCACGACCGCCGAGGUGUUUCCAACCACCGACACCGGGGCGUUUGGACAUCAAGGCUUCCAUAUCCGAAAAGGACCUCCUCAACUACACAAUCAAACGUAACAUCUUUAGAUACUCAUCAGCAACACAACGAAGCAAUUCAACGCAAACGAUUUCAACUGCACAAUCAUGGCCACCGUCGCUCAACCCAUUCCCUUCAUAAUCAAAGGCAAGACCGCCUUGAUCACCGGCGCAGGCUCAGGCAUCAACUACUGCUUCGCCAAAGCGCUCGUCGAUCGAGGAUGCAACGUCCUCAUCGCCGACUUGUCACUUCGCCCAGAGGCGCAGAAGCUCGUCGACGACAACCAAUCUAAGCCCCGCGUGGCGUUCGUCAAGACCGACGUGCGUCUGUGGGAUGAUCUGAGCAACAUGUUCGAUGUGGCUGACAAGGAGUUUGGCGGCGCUGAUAUCGUCUGUCCUGGCGCCGGCGUCUUCGAACCCCACUGGUCCAACUACUGGCUUCCCCCGGGCCACGAGAAGUCCAAAGACGACCCGCACGGCAGAUCCCCGAGCGGCGUAGGCAGCUAUGCCACCCUAGACAUCAACAUCACGCACCCCAUCCGCACGACGCAGCUCGCCGUCUCGCGCUGGCUGAACCCCGCGCCAACCAGCAAAACAGGCAAAGCAGCUCCCACCAACCCCAAGCGCGUCGUCGCCAUCUCCUCCAUUGCAGGGCAGAGGCCGGGCUUCCCUUUCCCGCUGUACAUUGCAUCGAAGCAUGCCAUCUCUGGCUUCGUGCGCAGUAUGGCGCCGCUGGAGGCUGCGUACGGUAUUAAGGUUAAUGGUGUUGCGCCGGGGUUGAUCAAGACGCCGCUGUGGACGGAUCACCCGGAGAAGAUCAAGACUAUCGACGAGGAGCUCGAUUCGUGGACGACGCCGGAGGAGGUGGCGGCGCAGAUGGUGCGGUGUCUCGAGGACGAGGCAAUUGGAGCGGGCGUGAUCUGGGAGGUGUUGCAGGGGAAGUACCGCGUGGUGGAUUGGAAGGAUGUCAAGGCUCCUGAGGGGCCGGGGAGCGGGAUUGCGAAUGCGAAGAUGCUGUCGGAUGAGGUGUUUGAGUGGCUGAAGGAGCCUGGCUGGGGCGCGGUUAAGAAGUGAGGGAU
This is a messenger RNA of Neohortaea acidophila, 1255 nucleotides long. RefSeq lists its product as uncharacterized. The coding region runs from base 285 to 1250 and encodes 321 amino acids. The transcript has 3 exons. The record is from RefSeq and is a predicted model, not a curated record. Lineage: Eukaryota; Fungi; Ascomycota; Dothideomycetes; Mycosphaerellales; Teratosphaeriaceae. Gene Ontology annotation, molecular function: oxidoreductase activity, acting on the CH-OH group of donors, NAD or NADP as acceptor. Gene Ontology annotation, cellular component: cytoplasm.